Messenger RNA from Diuraphis noxia (Russian wheat aphid), 2009 nucleotides. Its product is annotated as E3 SUMO-protein ligase PIAS2-like. The record is from RefSeq and is a predicted model, not a curated record. Gene Ontology annotation, molecular function: SUMO ligase activity; transcription coregulator activity; zinc ion binding. Gene Ontology annotation, biological process: protein sumoylation; regulation of transcription by RNA polymerase II. Gene Ontology annotation, cellular component: chromatin. NCBI's taxonomy places the organism in Eukaryota, Metazoa, Arthropoda, Insecta, Hemiptera, Aphididae.
GUAGUCGGUUCCUCGUAUUAAGAUUCCAACGACAACGUUGAAAAACAUCAUUUGUAUUGAUUGUUCAAAUUAAUUUUCACGUGCAGUUCAAUUUAAAGAAAAAAAGAAAUACUAAUACAGUGGCUAUAAUGGCCAACCAUGAUGAAGGUUAUAGAAAUAUGCUAGCUAGUUUCCGGACCAACGAUUUGCAAGCACUAUUGGGAACCUACGGUCAAAAUAGAGCAGGAUGCAAAUCUGAAUUAAUAGAUCGAGCACUUGAAUUGUUAAGAACUAGACAACCCGGCUUUAACCGUUCAGCAUAUAUAGCAAAGAUAUAUGAAAUUCAUCGUUCCAUGCAAUCAGAUUUGCCUCAAAAUAAUAAUAUUGUGAUUCGUGGCUUAGUACCAAUACAGCAAAGGCCAGUUAUGAACAUGAGACAGAUACAGAAUCCACAACAAAGAAUGUACCAACCACCACAAUAUCCUCAACAGACACUGUAUGCGACCCGGCCUGGAUUACCACGGCUUAUACCUCAACAUCAAAGAAGCAUUUAUGGUAAUCCCAUUGGAGCAAAUAACAUGGCUAACAAUAACAUUCAAUAUGUAUCUGGCAAUUAUCAGUCUUCUGGACCUCGUUCUACAGUGUCUUCACAUUUAUCCUCAAAUCAACAAAUGAUUGCUGGCUUACAAGAUGGAUCAGGGUAUAAUAAUAUGAAAGGAUCGUCAGGGGGAAACAAUCCUUACUUCCCUUCUCCUGAAAUUGUAGCUCAAAUCAAGUUCAAAAAGUUACCAUUUUAUGAGCUAAUUGAUGCAAUCAUUAAGCCAACUAUUCUUGUUGGUUCUGACAGAUGUACAUUACAAAGCUUUCCUAGAGGUGCGAAAGAAACAUUAUUCAAAUGUUUUAUAUCUCUUGAAAACGUCAAUUAUGUUACCAUGAAUCGUGAUAUUUCACCAGGAAAAAAUGAAUAUAUUUAUCAGUUCCAGAUUCGAUUUAGUCAGUUACCAGAACCUAUAAAUAAGGAAGUAACUGAUUUUCUGCCUCUUGGACUUCACAUUCGAGUUGGUUUAAGAACAUGUACAUUGCCACCUACUGCUCCUAAUACUCGUCCAGGAAUUUCAGCUAGGCGAAUUUCAAGUCCUAUCGAUUGCACACAAAUUAUGAAACUUGCUCCAAUUGUCCCCAACAUGAUUUAUAUAAAUUGGACUCCUGAUGGAAAAAACUAUGUUGUGUGUAUGAAUCUUGUGAAAAAAUUAACUCCAGAAAUAUUGGUACAAAAACUUCAAGAUAAAGGAGGUAGAAGUUCAGAAGAGACCAAAAACUAUAUAAUUAAAAAGUUAACAGAUAUUGAUCCAGAUUUUGCCACUACAUCUUAUCGAUUUUCUUUGGUGUGUCCAUUGGGUAAAGCGAGAAUGAAGUUACCUGCAAAAUCUAUCCAUUGUGAUCAUUUUCAAUGUUUUGAUGCUAGUACAUUUAUUUUAAUGAAUGAAAAAAAGCCAACAUGGAUGUGCCCAACAUGUAAUGCACCUUGUUUGUACGAUGACAUACAAAUAGAUAAUUAUUUUUUGGAAGUCGUCUCAAGUCCAAUACUUCAGGACUGCAAUACGGAAAUUGAAAUUUUGGCUGAUGGUACAUGGAAAAUUUUUGAAGAGAAUAAAGAGGCAGAAACUUCAACUAGUACUCGUGAUAACAAAUUAAAACAUAUUGAUACCGUGGAUUUAGAUAGUGACAAUGAAAUAUCCGAUAAUCCGAAAGCAGAACUUAACCCUGAAAUUGCUAAACGCCAAGAAACCGAAAACUUUAAUUUAGUUGAUUUAACAUUAAGUGGCGAUGAAGAACAACCAGAAGAAAAAGAUAAACAGGAAAAUGAGGCCCAAGCCGCUGAUGCUAUACAACCAAUUAUUGUUGUAGUUAAUCCAGAAGAUCAAGAAGAGUUGCAACAAGCUGUAACUAGUUCUGAUCAAGUAGCUGUAAUUGAAAUUGACAGUCCAUCUCCUCCUUCAAGUCCUACCUCUACGACUGAAGCCUCCUAA